AUGGUGGGGUGGGCGAUAGCGCUCCACGGCGGCGGCGGAGAGAUUCCGAUCGAUCUCCCGGACGAGCGACGUAUCCCUCGUGAGAUGGCCCUCCGUCACUGCCUCGAUCUUGGCGUUUCCGCCCUCAAAUCCGGCAAGCCUCCCUUGGACGUUGUCGAACUCGUCGUUCGAGAGCUUGAAAACCACCCGGACUUCAAUGCCGGCAAAGGAUCAGUCUUAACUGCGGAAGGCACUGUUGAAAUGGAGGCUUCGAUAAUGGACGGCAAAACAAAAAGAUGUGGAGCGGUCAUGGGCCUCACCACUGUCAUCAACCCCAUCUCUUUAGCUCGCCUCGUCAUGCAGAAAACUCCUCACAUCAACCUUGCUUUCGCUGCCGCAGAAGCUUUCGCAAGAGCACAUGGCGUUGAGACGGCCGAACCAAGCCAUUUCAUAACUCUUGAAAACAUUGCAAGGCUAAAGCAGGCCAAAGAAUUCAAUCGAGUCCAGUUGGAUUACACAGCCCCUACUCCGAGAGAAGCGGGAGACAGCCAGACAGGAACGGUGGGAUGUGUAGCGGUGGACAGAGCCGGGAAUCUAGCUGCGGCUACAUCGACGGGCGGUUAUGUCAACAAAAUGGCUGGCAGAGUUGGGGAUACGCCGCUCAUUGGCGCAGGAACGUACGCUAACCACCUUUGUGCCGUCUCAACCACAGGCAAAGGAGAAGAGAUCAUCCGUGGAACCGUCGCUAAAGAAGUGGCUGCGCUCAUGGAGUAUAAAGGCUUGUCUCUAACCGACGCUGCGGCUUAUGCUGUUGACCAAUCCGGACCCAUAGGAACCUGUGGACUCAUUGCUGUCUCCGCCAAUGGUGAAGUCACUAUGCCCUUUAACUCCACCGGAAUGUUCAGGGCCUGUGCCACCGAAGAUGGUUACUCUGAGAUCGGAAUCUGGCAUAACAACUAG
Messenger RNA from Thlaspi arvense, 939 nucleotides. The record is from the annotation of a GenBank genome assembly. NCBI's taxonomy places the organism in Eukaryota, Viridiplantae, Streptophyta, Magnoliopsida, Brassicales, Brassicaceae.